Molecule: messenger RNA, 3512 nt
Organism: Polistes dominula (European paper wasp)
Lineage: Eukaryota; Metazoa; Arthropoda; Insecta; Hymenoptera; Vespidae
Gene: Ppa
Product: F-box and leucine rich repeat protein partner of paired
Cellular component (GO): cytoplasm
Molecular function (GO): protein binding
Source: RefSeq, a predicted model, not a curated record
AGGUUGAGGUUGUAGGCGCAGAAAAAAAACGAAAAAAGGGAUAGAGAGAGAGAGAGAGAGAAAGAAUACGACAGAGUUUUACAUGUGGCCGACGAUCAACACGAGAAAAUAGUGUCGAACUUUGUGUGUAUCGUCGUACUCUGAUAUACUCUACUCCUAAAAUUUUGAAGUGGACGACUCUUAAGAAACGUAAAAAAAAAGCGAGGAAAAAGGAGAGACUGUAUCAAGUAUCGAAUCAUGCUUCCGUGAUAACGACGCAUUCCAAGAGAGUACAUAUCGCAUUGGUUCGUAAGUACAUUUAAGUUUAAUCGAAAGUCUUUGGGACCUCCGAGAGUUAAAUAGGAAUACGAAGAGAAGUAGGAGAAGGACUGGGUAAGGUAUUUAAGGCGAGAAAAGGCGUUAUGCCGGUGCUGGUGCGUUACCACUGAAUUCGCCUUAGAGUCGUGUUGAAGAGAAAGAGAAGGAAAGAAGACGGUGUGGCAGCGCGUGUGCGUUAGUGCGUGCGCGUGUGUUCGUCUUCGUCGUCUUCGUCGUCGUGUCGUCGUCGGGGCAUACAUGUACGGCCAAGGAAGUACAUACAUAUAUGUAUACGCCUAGAGAAGAUCGGUGGAGGAGUGAGGCGUUGGAAGGGGAGAAAAGGAAGAGAGGAGGAGGUGGUGGAGGAGAGUUGGCCGUGUCGGCGGCGGCAGUAGCAAGGGUUGGGGGGCUGGCGGGGGAGGUAGAAGCCGAGGAAGAAGAGGAGGAGGAGGAAAAGGAGGAGGAAGUAGUGGUGGUAGAACGAAAGAAAGCUCGCUUGGAAGAAGCGCGUAGUGCGAUCGGCAAGAUGGAGGAAAGUCAGCUGUUGAUGACGGAACUUCCGGCAUUAACGCCAAGCCGAGGUACGACGCUGUUGCAUCGUCCUGGUCACUAUUAUCAUUUGCAUCAGCCACACUUAGCGAUACCGAACGCUCAGAGCCAAGCGAGCCAAGCCAUACUUCAUAACUCGUCCAACAUGCCGCAUUACAAUAGCGAAGCGACCAGUUUGCCAGCAUACGUUCAAGGUAUCUCCUCGAGACAGCUGCCGCACGUACCGCGUAAUGUGGCCUCGGCUAGCACGCAUAUAUCCUCCCUCUAUCCAGAGAUAUUAGCGCUGAUCUUUAGUUACUUGGAUGUUAGGGACAAGGGUAGGGCGGCACAGGUGUGCACCGCAUGGAGAGACGCUGCUUAUUACCGAUCGGUUUGGCGAGGGGUCGAAGCCAGGUUACACCUGAGGAAACAGGCACCGGCGUUGUUCUCCAGUUUGGUAAGAAGAGGAGUUAAAAAGGUUCAAGUGUUGUCCUUGAGAAGAGGUUUGAGCGACGUACUAAAAGGCGUACCAAAUCUUGAAGCUCUAAAUCUCUCCGGUUGUUACAACAUCACCGAUUCCGGAUUGUCGAAUGCUUUCUGCCAAGAGUAUCCGGCGUUGACCGAGCUCAAUCUGUCCCUUUGCAAGCAAGUGAGCGACGCGUCCCUCGGCAGGAUAGCGCAGUACCUUAAGAAUCUCGAGCACUUGGAACUGGGCGGUUGUUGCAACAUCAGCAAUACUGGUCUCCUCUUGAUCGCGUGGGGUCUUAAGAGACUGAGAAGGCUCGAUUUGCGAAGCUGUUGGCACGUAUCCGACCAAGGAAUCGCCCAUUUAGCUGGACUCAAUCGGGAAACCGCGGACGGUAAUUUAGCGUUGGAACAUCUAAGUCUCCAGGAUUGUCAGAGGCUCAGCGAUGAGGCGCUCAGGCACGUAUCCGUCGGCUUGACUACGCUCAAGUCGAUCAAUCUAUCCUUCUGCGUGUGCAUUACCGAUUCCGGUGUUAAGCAUCUAGCGAGAAUGUCCAGUUUGCGAGAACUCAACUUAAGAUCCUGCGACAACAUAUCGGACAUCGGUAUGGCUUAUUUAGCGGAAGGUGGGAGUAGGAUAUCAUCCUUGGAUGUGUCCUUUUGCGAUAAAAUAGGUGACCAAGCCCUGGUACACAUUUCCCAGGGCUUGUUCAAUUUAAAAUCCUUAUCGUUAUCCGCUUGUCAGAUAAGCGACGAGGGUAUAUGUAAGAUCGCUAAGACUCUCCACGACCUAGAGACUCUGAAUAUCGGUCAGUGUAGUAGGUUGACGGACAAGGGACUUCAUACCAUCGCCGAGAGCAUGAAGCACCUUAAGUGCAUCGAUCUCUACGGAUGCACGAGGAUAACGACCAAUGGCCUGGAGAGGAUUAUGAAACUACCGCAGCUGAGUACCUUGAAUCUUGGUCUCUGGCACGUGCGGUGAUGGCUUUCUAUUAACACAUUGCCGCCCAGUAAAUUACCAAUACAACAACAUUUGUUCCCGGCCGAACCUUGCCGCCAACAACAACAACAACAACACGACGACGUGGUGUAGUAUUUAUCCUUAUAUACACACACAUACACACACACGAAUAUAAAAUAAGCGCAUACUACCAGCGUAUUUACGACCUUUUAUCAAUCGUUUUAUUCUCGAUGAUUGAAACUACCCGCGUGUUGUUGUCGUCUUGCUUUUCUCUUAUAGUUGUCCUUCCCUUGUACUUCUCCUCUUCCUAUUCUAUCUUUUUAUCUAUCUUUCUCUACCGGACGGCAAUGUGUUAAGAACGUUCGAGAUCCAUGGAACUCUGGUGCUUGGCCUGGAUCUUACUAAUAUAAAUCUCACGACAGUCAGUAAAGUCUUUGAAAGAAACGAUCUAAAGUCAUCCCUGAUUUGCCGGACCUCGAACGUCUUCGAGCCCAAUCGUCUUUGCCGCCAUCGUCGUCGUCAUCGUCACCGUCACCGCAAUCGCCACAUUUUUAAUAACUUCAUCAUAUUUUAAAAAACAAAUUGGGUAUUCUAAUACCCAACGACUAAAAGACAACGAAAUGAAUGAACACGAUGAGAAAAACGAAGUCUUCUCUCGAAAUUGUUCUGAUUUUUCGCAACUCUGUAAUGUUUUCCAACUUUCUUCCAUUUUUUAUUAUUAUUUUCUUUCUUUCUUUUUUUACGAAUUGCGUUGUUUGUUGCCAAUCCUGCUUGGCAAACUUUUCGACAUUUUCUUGAAGGAAAAAGAAAACCUAUUUAUCGAUCGACAUCGUUGUACGUCACACGAAUACACCUACGUAAAUCUGCUUUGUGUCUGUGUGUGUAUGCGUGCGUGGGCUUAUGCGUGUGCGUGUAAGCGAAAGUAACUAAAUUUUAAUUUCUUUCUCUUUUAUUAUAUAUCAUUUUUUUUCUUUUUUUUUGUUUCUUCCCUUUUUUUCAUACCAUUGAUUCGGCAAUAAUUUUCAUUCGUCGAUACCGCCAAUAAAUUCGACCUCUCGGUCUUUUUCGGGCCGAUUGGUGGAGGUUUGUUGCAUGGUGUAGAAAAAAAAAAGAGAGAAAGAGAGAGAGAGAGAGAGAGAGAGAGAGAGAGAGAGAGAAAAUCCGAGCACGUUAGGUUCUACGCUCUUUUUACAUACACACAACACACACACACAUAAAAAACAUCCGUACACGUGCAUGUAUGUAUAUGUAUAUCUAUAUU